This is a messenger RNA of Babesia microti strain RI, 3921 nucleotides long. RefSeq lists its product as hypothetical. The record is from RefSeq and is a predicted model, not a curated record. The transcript has a single exon. NCBI's taxonomy places the organism in Eukaryota, Apicomplexa, Aconoidasida, Piroplasmida, Babesiidae. The coding region runs from base 1 to 3921 and encodes 1306 amino acids.
AUGAUGAUGCAAAAUUCGUUAAACCCGAAUGUAGAUUAUUUGAAGGAUCACGAACUUAUUGGCGUGAAGCGUAGAAUGUUGGCAAACUCAGAAUCAGAGGGUAUAAAAGUUAGGGAAUUGGACACCUGUGAUUUCAAUCAGGAGAGAUUUCGGUCGAAAAAUUUUUCUGAGAUAAAUAAACAAAUGCUUGACGCAAUGACUGCUGUAGACAUUGUAAAUCAUACCAUCUACAACCCUAAUAUACCCCUCAAAUACAAGUAUACAAAUGAAAAACAAGGGCAGAUGAACCAUUCAAUGGAGAAUCCCCGAGCUAAACGACAACUUGUACCCAUGCAGACUCUUUUGGGAGAGUGGGAAAAGUCAAACUUCACACCCCUGGCCAUAAGAAAUGAUCACAUAUACAAGCUAAAAAAUGCUGCCUGUAGCUGUCCUUUACAAGGAAUUAAUUAUAAGUAUUCUGAAGAUAUGAUAAACCAAGUAACUGGGCCCAUCAAGAUCUUAUGCCCAAUCCACUCUGGCCAUCCCAUACACGAAUCCAUACGCAUUGGUCGAGUAAAAAAUACCAAAUCAGUGUUUGGCUCGAACCAGGCAGAUCCUACUAUUUUACAACACUCAGAUAGUGAGAAGAUUAUCAUUGUUAAGGAAUUAUCUUUGGCAUGCAAGUAUCGAAUGAUAUCGCAUCGGCAGAUACACAUACUGUACAUUUUGUCACUGCUUAGCUCUACAAACCAAGUUUCCAUGUUUCAAUUAAGUUCUCCAUUGCAAUCUAUAAGUUAUGUAGUGCUGAAGGAUUUACAUUUGCAGCCAUACUUCAUCAACAGUAAAUUCAAAUCUUCUACAUAUAAUGGCCCAGCUUUAUUUAUCGCCACAACAGAUGAAUUCAGAAUUGCGACUAUGCCAGAUUCUCUAGGUAACACUAAAGGCAUGAUGAACCAAAAGUACAUAUCUCGCAUGCAUAUAAUAAUUCGCCAGCGCAAUUAUGGUGUAUAUGUAUCUAAGAUCAUGUGUCACGAGACAACAGGAAGGAUUUUUAUUUUGGACGGGUCGAACAGUGUUUAUGAAUUCGUCUACCAGUACAGGUCACCUGGCUAUAGUUCAAUGUCAUUCGCCUUUCUAAAGCCAUUGAAAGUUCUUUGGAGCUCUUUGUGUACAAUCACUCAAUAUGCAAAUUCACUUCUUAAUAUGCGGGGGGAUGUUAUUAAGUACACCGUCAAUCCGGUGGAGAUUAAUGUGACACUGGGGGAGCAUAGAGCGGUUAAGCCCUUAAAUCAUAGCUGUUUAAAUGACAGAUUGGAUAUAUCCAUAAAGAAUUCUGUGUUAUACUACCCUCCUGUACUGUGGGAGGCCAUAACUCCUGAAGUGAUUGCCAAUCUGAAAAAUCAUAUUGUUAAGACCGUGUGCAAUUGUGGUGCAGUUGAUCCUUGCAUGAGUGUUCCAAUUAACUACGGUCUGAAGGUUUUAAAUCCUUGGUAUUUUAGUCGUUCAGUGCGUUCUAACUCUACGAUCAUUGAUGGCUUCGUAGACAAAACCAAAAACAUUCUAGUGGUGCUAUUUCUAAAUGGCGACAUAAUUGUCUAUACAUUUUCUAGUUCUAUUGAUGAUGAAAAUAAUGGUGUGGUUCAAAGUUAUAUGAUACGGGGCGAUCAAAUACAAUACUAUUUGUCUCGCAUGAACUAUCGCAGAUAUGUGGGGAAUACAAGUUAUUUUAGCAAGGAUCUCAAAAAAUACUACAGCAUAUCAGUUGGGUCUAAGGUAGAUGAGUUGGUUGUCAACUGCGAAAACGUCGUGGCUGUUCUAAGUGAUGAAUUUGGGACGAGAAUUUAUAUAGGCUUUAGCGGUGGAUAUACAACUGCCAGUGAUGGUUCCCUAGUUAGAGUGACGAAUGAGACAGGUAAUCCAAGCUCUGCCAAGACGAAUCCUACCCUUGUGGUCAAGGGAUACCGUUUAUUGCCACCUCACUUUUCGCCCGAGGGUUUUACCUCCGAAAACGCUGAUAAUCAUCUAGCAGAUAUGUUCAAUAUGUACCACAAUAUCCACAAAACUUUUCGUAUAUAUGAUAACGAAUAUGCGAUGGUACAAGUGGGCGUUCAAAAUCCUGUUGGCAGAAAAUUAGGAUCAAAGACCCUAUUUCAACCUACAAGUUCAAGUGCAACUUUUGGUGCUAUUGGUCAUGACAUUAGGGAUGUUACUAGAAUAGACUCUAACACUCACAAUGUAAAUCCACUUACAGCGGGACCUAUUAUUUCCGGAUCUUUUGGCAGUAAUAAGGCCUCUUCUACUAGCACUAGGUCUAGUAAUAUGUACAAAAUUACCAUUGCUGUGGGAGAUAAGCAUACUUACUCGGAAGUUUCAAGCGAUGAUCAAGGGUUACCCCGUACAAUUUGGAAUUCUUUGAACAACAUUUCAGGAUGCAGCACGCGUAACACGGUUAAACAGGUAGAAUGGUACGAUCAAUUUUACCUUUAUUUGGGUGCUGAUGAGAAAUUGGUGUCCAUGUUCAUGAACGGAAGCUUUGGAAAUGAUGCGCUUGGUACGCUAAUUAUUAUUACCACAUACCAUGUUUACAGUAUUCAGCGACAGUCGCUAUACUCUUUAAUGGAGGAUGCUAUUAACAAUCCAAUUGCGGCUUUAGAAGCAUAUGAUAAGAAAGCGCUAAAUUACUUUCCAAAGUGGUUGGAGAGUUCACAAAACACGUCAAAAGUACCAAAAUUUUCUAACUUGAUGGAUUUGAAGGUAUCCAACAAAGAGGUAGAUAUUUUGGACAUAGCGGCCAAUAAAAAGUAUUUAAACAAGGACGCUUCGGAUCAAUUGAAAAUCAGCGAGAUGCAAUGUGUAGGGUUUUUAUUUUACCUCUUUUCAUGGAUGUAUAGUCCUCAAGUAUUUUUUAGUAUAAUAUGGAAAUUGUUAGUGAACUACAAUGCAAUUAAAUCGUCAAAUGCCAAUUUGAAGCAUUAUUGUUCAAACCUUAUCUUUCCAGAAUACAUAAACGAUGUAAGAUUAUCAUUAAUGUGCAAUUCUUUGGGUAUUUAUUCAAAGCAAUACAACUGGUCGGUAUUCACUAUGGAAGAUAAGAUCUAUCCCUGGCCUAAAAUGCUAUACUUCGGCUCAACAACCUAUUUUAGGACUGCAAAAAUAUCUACAAAUGCCAUUUCUCCCAUUGUAGAGGGGUUAUUGCUCUUCGUCAGCGAAUUGUUCGAAGAUAUUUGGUUCCUCAAACUUUUCCCCAGCUCAAUUAAGCAAUUUUCACAACUUUCUUAUAAAAUGGCAGGGGAAGGAGAGACACAGGACACUCAGAACGCCAAACACAAGCUCCUUCUUAUGUUAAAGGACUAUUUUUCAUUGCAACCGAAUUAUAAGAAAUUGUACGACCAAAUAGAUUCGUUGUCCGAGUUGUUAAAAAUAUCCAUAGUGUGUAAUUCGAGAGAUACAUUCAAGGAAGCUAUUUGCGAUGCAUUGGCCAUUCAAAUUCUUGAUGAUUUUGCUCAUGACUGGCAAAAUCUUAUCGCCACUGAUAUUCGUACACAUCGAUCGAAACUCAUGAAAUAUGUGUCAAAAUAUCCAUCAGAUGAUCUCUUUGGGUCAAACUUGUUGACUAGAUCGAACCAAGAUGUUAAUCAAGAAUACAUUGCCUUGAAGGGUGAAUUUGCUAGUAGAUUUGACAAAGACAUAUCACUUUUAAACGAGUGCAAUGUACUUAUGGACAAAGCCAAAACCUAUAUUCUGGGUGCAAUAAUAUUCCAGUGUUGCAUAUUAGACAAUCUAAACGUCAAUAAAUUCAUCAAUGUUUAUGAGACGUCACAAAAAGCAGCCAGGGUUGACUAUUCUUCUUUUUCGCUGGAAAAAAUUUGCACCGACGUUGUGUUCGAGAAGGAGUUUUCAGAGUUAGUCAAAAGGGUUAAAAAUGCCUUUAAUAUUACUUAA